GCGGGGCGACGAUCCGGACCUCCGCCGCUGCCCCCGCCCACGAAAAGCGAGUUCUACCCUCUUUUCUCAGAUGAGAUAAAGAUUUUGCUCCUGCCUCUGUGCUCCCCCGCACCCUGCUUGUUACACACUUUGAAAGGACCGGCCUGUUAAUUAACUUUAAUUACAAUCAUUGGCCUCCACCUACUGAACCCAGCACGGUGCAGUGGGACCUGCGGAGCAGGAGUUUACGGGAUCGAUCCAUCUCCUGCACUUUUGGAGACAGUUCUCUUGGGAGGAUGGGUGUCAUCCUGUUUAUUAAAGUUUAAGCACGUGAAACAUUCUUUGUGGAAAAAAUAACAUUUUAAGAAGAUAACCUUCUGAGUGGUAAAGGGAAAACCAGUAGAGAAGUACACCUUCUUUUGUAUAAGUCUCAUUGUGCUGCUUUUUAUAACUUAGCUUAGUAAUGAAGCCACCAUUAUGUCCUCAGUCAGUGAAGUAAAUAUUGAUAUCAGAGAUUUCUUAAUGAGCAUUAAUUUGGAGCAGUACCUCUUACAUUUUCAAGAGUUUGGCUUUUAUACUGUGAAGGACUGUGGAGGAAUAAAUGAUAGUGUGCUACAUGAAAUUGGAAUAUCACCUACAGGACACCGUAGGAGGAUACUAAAAAAAUUACAGAUGAUCUUGUCAAACAUGCAAGAAAUCCCAAUCUAUGCAAAUGUUCAUAAAACAAAGAAUGAAAACACUUCGAAGGAUCGCCAUGCUCCGUCUUCUGAUAGGAACACCUGCAUAGAACUUUCUGAUUCUGGAAGUGUUCAGACGCCUAGCUCGACACAGCUGGAGACAGUUGAAAAAACUCGAGAUCAGAAUGAUGUUCAUGUGGAAAAGAGCCAAUCUUUUCAAUCAGGUGAUAAGUUAUCUCUUUCCGAACAUGACUUUCCCAUUUCAGAAGAACUACACCUGAAUUUGGAUUCUCAUGAUUCAUUAUCUGGUAAGACAGAAUCUUUGGUGAUAAAGAAGACUAUGGAUGGUACAGUUAGAGAACACCCAACAGAAAAAGUUGAUUUGGUAUCAGAAAACUUCAGCCUACUUCCUAAUGCAGACCCUGAAUGUCUUUUCUCCCUGGAUUGUUCAGCAUCAGAAGCACAGUCUAGAAGUGGAACUAAUGGCUUACUAGAAAGUUCACUACCAUCCCCAUUGUUUCAGUUUCAAGGAGAAAUGGUUGUAAAUGAUUUGUAUGUUCCGUCAUCACCAGUCCUGUCACCUAUGAGAAGUCGUAGCAAGCUGGUUUCCAGGCCAUCUCGAUCUUUUCUGCUGAGACAUCGGCCUGUUCCAGACAUUCCAGGUGCAACAAAAGGGAUUUCAGGGAGCUACCUCCGUGAGAGAAGAACUGUUACUACCUCAACUGGAAAAUCUGUGACACUGCCAAAUUCAAACGAGGAGAAUUCAUCUUCCAUCUUUCCUUAUGGAGAGACCUUUCUCUUCCAGAGACUAGAAAAUUCCAAGAAGAGAUCUAUAAAGAAUGAAUUUUGGACCCAUGAAGAAACACUCAAAGGGGAAGCAAGUACUUCAGUGAACUCUUUUUUAAUCAAAUCAAGCAUAUAUGAUAAUAGAAAGGAGAAAAUAAGUGAAGACAAAGUAGAAGAUAUUUGGAUACCUCGAGAGGACAGAAAUAAUCUCCUGCAAGACUCUGCUUCUGAAUCAGAAUACUCAACAGUAGAAGAAUGCUUUCAGAGUUUAAGAAGAAAAAAUUCAAAGGCAUCGAAGUCUAGGACUCAGAAAGCAUUGAAUUUGGACCCUGUUAAUCGGCACAGCUAUCCUUUAAACUCAACAAGUGGAAAUGAGGAGGCAUCAGCUGUUUCCGCCAAUGCCAUCUCUCCCUAUGCAUGUUUCUAUGGGUCUUCUACCAUGAGGGUGAAGUCAGGAUGGUUGGACAAGCUCUCUCCUCAAGGAAAACGUAUGUUUCAGAAGAGAUGGGUGAAAUUCGAUGGCCUUAGCAUUUCUUACUACAAUAAUGAAAAGGAGAUGUAUUCAAAAGGAAUAAUUCCCCUUUCUGCUAUAUCUACAGUACGAGUUCAAGGAGACAACAAAUUUGAAGUUGUUACAACACAAAGAACUUUUGUGUUUAGAGCAGAAAAAGAAGAGGAGAGGAAUGACUGGAUCAGCACACUGUUAAGUGCACUGAAGUCACAGUCCCUUACUUCUCAGUCGCAAGCCGCUGUUGCCCCUGAGAAAUGUGGGUAUCUUGAACUGAGAGGGUACAAAGCCAAAAUUUUUACUGUAUUAAAGGGAAGCAGUGUGUGGCUUUGCAAGAAUGAGCAGGAUUUUAAGAGUGGACUUGGUAUUACCGUAAUUCCUAUGAAUGUAGCAAAUGUCAAGCAAGUGGAUCGAACUGCGAAGCAGUCUUUUGAAAUCAUCACUCCCUAUAGGAGUUUCAACUUUACAGCCGAGUCGGAAAAAGAGAAACAAGACUGGAUUGAAGCUGUGCAGCAAUCGAUAGCAGAAACUCUCUCUGAUUACGAAGUAGCUGAGAAGAUUUGGUUCAAUGAGUCCAACAGGAGCUGUGCAGAUUGUAAAGCCCCAGACCCUGACUGGGCGUCCAUCAAUCUCUGUGUUGUCAUCUGUAAGAAGUGUGCAGGACAGCAUAGAUCUUUGGGACCAAAAGAUUCCAAGGUUAGAAGUCUAAAAAUGGAUGCCAGCAUCUGGAGCAAUGAACUCAUAGAGCUUUUUAUCGUCAUUGGAAACAAAAGAGCAAAUGAUUUUUGGGCUGGUAACCUUCAAAAGGAUGAAGAAUUACAUAUGGACUCACCAGUAGAAAAGAGAAAAAACUUUAUUACUCAGAAAUACAGAGAAGGAAAAUUCAGAAAAACUCUUUUGGCCUCUCUGACCAAAGAAGAAUUGAAUAAGGCUCUGUGUGCAGCUGUAGUGAAACCAGACGUGCUGGAGACAAUGGCUUUGCUGUUCAGUGGUGCAGACGUCAUGUGUGCCACCGGAGACCCUGUGCACAGCACCCCCUAUCUGUUGGCCAAGAAAGCUGGACAGAGUCUGCAGAUGGAGUUUCUGUACCAUAACAAAUUCUCAGAUUUCCCUCAACAUGACGUUCAUUCUGAUAUGGGGCUAAGUCAAGAGCCGGCCCAGGCCACGUUCCUCUGUGACUUUUUGUAUCAAGCUCCUGCUUCUGCUUCUAAAAUAUCUUCAGAGAAAAAAAUACUUGAAGAGACAAAUAAAAAGUGGUGUGUUUUGGAAGGAGGCUUCUUGAGUUACUAUGAAAAUGAUAAGUCUACUACACCCAAUGGCACCAUUAACAUUAGUGAAGUGAUCUGCCUGGCCAUACACAAAGAAGACUUCUAUUUAAAUACCGGGCCUGUUUUUAUCUUUGAGAUCUACUUACCUUCAGAGCGUGUGUUUUUAUUUGGAGCUGAAACAUCUCAAGCUCAAAGAAAAUGGACGGAGACUAUAGCCAAGCAUUUUGUUCCCUUUGUUGCUGAAAACUUAACAGAAGCUGAUUAUGAUCUGAUCGGUCAACUCUUCUACAAAGACUGCCAUGCCCUGGAUCAGUGGAGGAAAGGCUGGUUUGCUAUGGAUAAAUCUAGUUUGCGUUUUUGCCUUCACAUGCAAGAAGCUCAAGAAGAUAGAAUGCAUUUAAGACGACUGCAAGAGCUAACAACCAGCACAAUGGUUCAAAAUGGGGAAAAGCUGGAUGUCUUAUUCCUGGUAGAAAAAGGGAGAACGUUAUACAUCCAUGGGCAUACCAAGUUGGAUUUCACAGUCUGGCAUACUGCAAUUGAAAAAGCAGCAGGUACAGAUGGUAAUGCAUUACAGGAUCAGCAGCUCAGCAAAAAUGACGUUCCCAUUAUUGUGAACAGCUGUAUAGCAUUUGUUACACAGUAUGGUUUGGGUUGCAAGUACAUCUAUCAAAAGAAUGGUGAUCCUUUGCACAUAAGUGAACUCCUGGAGAAUUUCAAGAAGGAUGCAAGAAGUUUUAAGUUGAGGGCUGGAAAGCAUCAGCUUGAAGAUGUCACGGGUGUGCUGAAACGUUUUCUGUCUGACAUCGACGACGCGCUUCUCACUAAGGAGCUCUACCCGUACUGGGUCUCUGCCUUAGAUACACAAGAUGAAAAGGAAAGAAUUAAAAAGUAUGGAGCAUUUAUACGUACUCUUCCAGGAGUUAACCGAGCAACGCUUGCAGCUAUAAUUGAACACCUUUACAGAGUUCAGAAAUGCUCAGAAAUCAAUCACAUGAAUGCCCAUAAUCUGGCUUUGGUGUUUUCAUCGUGUUUGUUUCAAACUAAGGGACAAACGAGUGAAGAAGUGAAUGUAAUCGAGGACCUAAUUAAUAAUUAUGUGGAAAUAUUUGAGGUUAAAGAAGACCAAGUCAAACAAAUGGACAUAGAAAAUAGCUUUAUUACCAAGUGGAAAGACACCCAAGUUUCCCAGGCUGGAGAUUUGUUAAUUGAGGUGUACGUAGAAAGGAAAGAACCAGACUGUAGCAUUAUAAUUCGGAUAUCUCCUGUGAUGGAAGCAGAAGAAUUAACUAAUGACAUAUUAGCAAUAAAAAAUAUUGUUCCUACGAAAGGUGAUAUAUGGGCCACAUUCGAAGUCAUUGAAAAUGAAGAGCUAGAGCGCCCUCUUCACUACACAGAGAAUAUACUGGAACAGGUGCUUCGGUGGAGUUCAUUAGCCGAACCCGGUUCUGCUUACCUUGUGGUGAAGAGAUUCUUAACCAUCGACACGAUUAAACAUUACAGAGAAAAAGGUAUCAAGGAAGGAGUUUUGAAAAUCAAAGAAGAGCCAUCUAAAAUACUGUCUGGAAAUAAAUUUCAAGACCGAUAUUUUGUUCUACGAGAUGGAUGCCUGUUUCUUUACAAGGACCCAAAGAGCAGUAAACAUGACAAAAUGUUUCCUCUCAGUUCAGUGAAGUUUUAUCUCGGUGUGAAAAAGAAGAUGAAGCCUCCAACAAGCUGGGGAUUGACUGCAUAUUCUGAAAAACAUCACUGGCACCUGUGUUGUGAUAGUUCACAGACCCAGAUGGAGUGGAUGGCCAGUAUCUUUAUUGCCCAGCAUGAAAAUGAUAUAUGGCCACCAGCUGGAAAGGAACGAAAGCGUUCAAUAACCAAAAAUCCCAAAAUUGGAGGUUUACCUCUAAUUCCCAUCCAGCAUGAAAGAAAUGCAACCCAAGCCCGGAGAAAUAUUGAGAGUGCGAGGGCAGAACUUGAAAGGCUGCGGCUCAGUGAAAAGCAUGGGAGGGAAGAGUCCAUGGAACCCAGCUUAAAGGACCGGGCCUCCAUCGUGGCCCAGUGCCUGGAGCACAAGGAGGACAGACUUCGAGAUCGGACCAGAAAACACCGGAGUUUCGUCUGUCUGGAGGACACAGAGGCCGAGCUCCAACAGGGGCAACAGAAAGGCCAGAAGGGCCUAAAGGCGUUGAAGAAGACCGAAGACAAGAGCAGCAAAGCUGCUCUGGACUCAGACCAUAAACUGCCGUCAAAGGUAAUUGAAGAACUUAGUGUGGUUUUACAGCGGUCAAGAACCCUGCCUAAAGAGUUACAAAGUGAACGGAUUUUGAACAAAGAAAUAAAAUGAAUUGGUCCACAAUUUUUUUUUAAAUAUUGUAUACAGUAUGUGUAAAGCAGAAACCAGACUAUGAAAUAAUUCCUAAGUUUGGAGGCAGACUUGUCUCUAUUUAAGAAGUGUGUCUAUCUAAACUUAAACAUUUAAAGAGCAUUUUAAAAUAUGUAUAUAUAUGUGAUUAAGUGUAAGAUAAACUUCGUUUUGCUCUGAACAAAACUUGUAAAGUUCCAUUGUAUUAACUUUGUGUAAGAAAGCAUCGCGUUACUCUAAGUGGUCAACCCUUUUAAAGUAGUCUGCUAAGUGGGUAACUUAUGAGCAGAGGUCUCAGACUGUACUGUAUUGUAUAAAAUGCUGUGUUUAAAUAAAGCCUAUGAAACUAUCUGUAACAUAUUUUGCACUUUGAGAAAACUUGUAUAUUAAGUUACCAUAUGUUUUUGGGUUUACAUGGGGUACGCAGGAGGGAAAAGAAAGGGAGUGAGUAGAAAAGGGGGAGAAUUUAUUUUAGUGGCUAACGGGUAACAUUGAGUUUUUAAAAAGAAGAAAAGUUAACGUAUGCUCUACCAUCCAAGGAAGUGACCUAAGAUUCAUUCUAGUUCACUAAGGACCAGAAUUUGUUAAGGAAAAACUGCUUGUUAAGAAAAACAUCCAGGGUCUAAGCAUGUCCUCAGGAGCUUUCAGACAACCAACCAGAAUAGUGGCACUGGCUGUUCUUGUUUAUGGCGGCGGUGAAUGAGCCGCACUGUACAUUCACUACACCCCAGCUGUUUGUCAGUGGCUGCUGAGAGGAAACAUACACUGCACUGGAGAGGUUGGGGGCAUGGGCCGGGCGCGGAUGUCUUGUGCACUGUUGCUGUAGGCAGGCGAGGUUUUGAGUUCCUAACUCUGUUUUUGGUACGAACAAAAUGCAUCAUUACGUGAUCUUUUUGCUGCUGUUGUUUUGAUGUUUAAUGUUUUUUAUUUGAAUUUUUUUUUACAUGAGGUUGUAAUGUCUUUCUCUGCCUUGUCAGAACUAACUGGAAGUGCUUAACACAUGGCCAUGUUGGGGUAGGGGAUAGUUAAUGUCUAUCUACUACACAUUUCCUGACCAGCAGUUCGCAUUCCAUGUGGUUGUUUUGGGGUUUUUGUUGUCGUUGUUUUAGUAAAGCACUGGUAUGCUGCCUAUAAUUAGGAAAAUAACAAGGCCAUCUAUUUGUGUUUCCAUAUAAAGACACCUACAAAAUUGGAGAUUUUUCUAAGACGGGCAAUAAUAUUUUAUAGCUUAUAUUAUGGGCAGCACUUUUCAACAGUUUCAUUCAAAUUGUGUUAAGUUUGAUGAGCUUUGAUAUUAAAAACUAUUUUAUGGAACUAAAUUUUAUCCCUCACAUUUUUUCCUAUUUGUUAGGUGUUUUUCUUAUCAGAAUUUUUCCGUGUACAAAAGCCCAUCCUUUGGUUACUGCAAUCAGAGAAAAGUAAUGUGCUAUUAAGUUCUGUGGUUUUCUUUACUAUAAAAUUCUGAUUUCAUUGGGUAGGGGUAAAAAUUGUUUACCAUGAGUAAGAGUAUUCUUUAAAUCAAAAUAAAUUGGAGUUAAAUAAAUAAAGCUGCAGGGCAGUUGUUCUAAGAUGCACUCCUGGUGAAACUUCCUUUGAAGCAAGAAAUCUUAUCCUGGAAGAAAAACUAAUUUUAAACUAUUAUUUCUAAUAAAUAAUGUUAUUUAUAUUUUUAUGGAAAAAGACCUAUGGUAAUUAAUGUUUGGUGAUGCUGAGCAGUGGGAAAGUGUCUACUGAGUUUUUAACCUGCUUUUUACUUGAAUUUUCUUGAAAUUUAAGCUUAAAAUCUAAUAGCUUCUGGUUUUCUUCCUUUUCUCAACAAUUGUCUCCAUUUUUCAAGUAUAAGGGCUAAAAAUAACAUCUCAUGUAUUUUGAGUAACAGUUAAGAUUGUUUUACAGAUUCAUUUGAAUGUGCUGUUUUCUCUAUUGUUUUCAGAAGUUGAAGGCUAUGUUAUUGUGAAAUAAAUUCUUUAUCCAUUUCUUUCUUUCAUUAAAAUUUGAAUUUAAAGUAUA
Chinchilla lanigera (long-tailed chinchilla) is the source of this 7584-nucleotide messenger RNA. RefSeq names its product ArfGAP with RhoGAP domain, ankyrin repeat and PH domain 2 (gene Arap2). Gene Ontology annotation, molecular function: phosphatidylinositol-3,4,5-trisphosphate binding; GTPase activator activity; protein binding. The record is from RefSeq and is a predicted model, not a curated record. The transcript is spliced from 33 exons. Lineage: Eukaryota; Metazoa; Chordata; Mammalia; Rodentia; Chinchillidae. Gene Ontology annotation, biological process: positive regulation of GTPase activity; signal transduction. Bases 457 to 5556 code for a protein of 1699 amino acids.